Enhydra lutris kenyoni (northern sea otter) is the source of this 735-nucleotide messenger RNA. RefSeq names its product oocyte expressed protein (gene OOEP). Gene Ontology annotation, cellular component: apical cortex; protein-containing complex. Gene Ontology annotation, molecular function: RNA binding. The coding region runs from base 77 to 526 and encodes 149 amino acids. Lineage: Eukaryota; Metazoa; Chordata; Mammalia; Carnivora; Mustelidae. The record is from RefSeq and is a predicted model, not a curated record. Gene Ontology annotation, biological process: embryonic pattern specification; establishment or maintenance of apical/basal cell polarity. The transcript has 3 exons.
GGCACAGCCUUCUCGCUUCACUGACCUUCCGCCGGCGCUUCCUGGCCCUUGCUCUGCUUGGGCUGCUGGACCUAGCAUGGUCGACGACGCAGGUGCUGCUAAGGCCCAGGGGGACGAAUGGACGCCUGCCCAGUCCCUGAACAGACUGCUCAGGUCACCACUUCCAGCACCGCGGAUUCGCUCCCGGCCGUGGUGGUUCCCUGUGCAGGAACUGAGAGACCCACUGGUGUUUUACCUGGAGGCGUGGCUGGCUGACUCGAUCUUUGGCCCAGACCGAGCGGUAAUUCCAGAAAUGGAGUGGAUGAGCCAAGUCCUGCUUAUGGUAGACAUAGUUAACUCUGGGGACUUAGUUGAAAUCACCAUCUUCGGACGGCCCCGUGUACAAAAUCGGGUGAAGAGCGUGCUCCUGAGCCUGGCAUCCUGGCACCAGAAACUUCGUGCCCGAGCUGAGAAGAUGAAACAACUUGAGGAAGUCUUGAAGGCACGUGCAUCAGAGCCCCAGACUCCGGAGCAUCCUGUUGCAUAAGUAUUGAUGAAAAAAAAGUACAGGAGCACUGUGAGAAACGGUCCUGCUUCUGCUACUAAAGUUCAAGAGAAGCACAUAUCCAUACAUCUCAGCAUUCUUUUUUUCUUGUCUUGCUUUAUUUUGAUGCAAAAGUGAGUUUGUAGUGCCAUUCUAGUAAAGAAAUGAAUUUCCUUUUUGUCCAUUGACAUAACGAUCUUUGCUCACUUAAA